Messenger RNA from Nomia melanderi (Alkali bee), 2581 nucleotides. It is a transcript of the gene retm, whose product is annotated as real-time. The record is from RefSeq and is a predicted model, not a curated record. Gene Ontology annotation, cellular component: cytoplasm. NCBI's taxonomy places the organism in Eukaryota, Metazoa, Arthropoda, Insecta, Hymenoptera, Halictidae.
CUUUAUCUUACUAAAGUGCCGAAUAAUAUGUAUCCACCAUAAAAACUUGACUUGUAACGGCAUCUAUAAGAAGAUAAUAUUUAUAACCAUAGUUUAAUAGAUGACAUUUAAGUAAAAUUCUAAAUUAGUGCAUAGUACAGUGCAUAAAACCAAUUAUACGAAGUUUCAUUCAAGAAUUCACGUAACCUUCAAGAAUUUCGUGUUAAAAUAUUCACUGACCGUCUCUAAGUGUAGUGACACAAACACUGAAUACGAUAAAACGCAUAUUAACAAUUGGCUUAUGUUCCUGAACACGCUGGAAUCUAGGUUAGCGGCCGAUUUGUACGAGGAAUAUAUUUUGCUAUGGUUCAACAAUAUAAGUCACCUGUUCGGGUGUAUAAACAUCCAUUUCCACUUGUCAUGAUGGCAUAUGAACGUAGGUUUCCGACAUGCCCUCAAAUUCCUGUCUUUGUUGGUUGCGAAAUAGUUUCAGAUGAGGAGAGUAAGAACGGCGCGGUUCGGAUAACGGAACGAAGAUGCAAACUCAAUGUCGACGCGCCGUAUAUUUUGAAAAAGAUAAUCGGAGUAGAUUUUGUAUACUUUAUUCAGAAGAAUGUUUUGGAUAGAGAAAACUGUAUCUUGGAAAUAGAAGCGUACAACGAGAGCUUUUCCGCAAGGGUCACGGUCAUUGAAAAAUGCAGAUAUUUUGUUCAUCCCGAAAAUCAAGAUUGGACAUGCUUCGAGCAAACUGCAAGUUUAGAUAUAAAGAAUUUUUUUGGAUUCGAGAAUUCAAUGGAGAAGUUGGCGAUGAAACAGUAUGCUCAAAAUAUUGCGAAGGGCAAAGAGAUAAUAGAAUAUUUUAUAAAUGAACUGAAACAGGAGGGUAUAGUGUAUGUAGCUCCAUGGAAGAAUCCAGAUCAAGAUUCUCUGAAGGAAGAUGAGGAUAAUGUUGUUGAAACUCAAGCAUCUCACAGUGGAAGCGACACUUAUUCGUAUACAGAGAAGCUGCAAACCAGAGGAAUGCAACUUUCUUCAGAUUAUAUAGAAAGAUAUUUAGGAAAGCUUGAUAUGAUUCAAGAAAGCAAACUCGUUCAAUUAUCGCAAAGUAUAAAAGAGUUGAGGGGAAGCUCUGUACCUGGUGAUGCAACGCUUUUAAGGUUUUUGAGAGCAACGGAAUUUUCAGUUGAUAAGGCAAAAGAUAUGUUGACACAAUCGUUACAUUGGCGAAAGAAGCAUCAAAUUGACAAACUUCUUGAAGAAUAUGAGCUGCCACAGGUAGUGAAAGAUUACUUUCCUGGUGGUUGGCAUCAUUUUGACAAAGAUGGACGACCUUUAUAUAUUUUAAGAGUGGGUCAAAUGGAUGUAAAGGGUUUAUUAAAAUCUAUCGGAGAAGAUGAUUUAUUAUUAUUAGCACUUCAUGUUUGUGAAGAAGGCCUUGUUCUUAUGGAAGAAGCAACUACCUCUUCUGGUCACCCAAUUUCUGAAUGGUCUUUACUGUUAGAUCUGGAAGGCCUAAAUAUGCGUCAUUUAUGGAGACCUGGCAUCAAGGCAUUGCUACGUAUUAUUGAAAUUGUUGAAAUAAAUUACCCGGAAACUAUGGGAAGAGUACUUUUCAUGAGAGCUCCUAGAUGUUUUCCUAUUCUAUGGACACUCAUUAGUACAUUUAUAAAUGAAAAUACUAGGAAGAAAUUUAUAUUUUAUUGUGGCACCAAUUAUCCAGAGGAAGGACCGGGCAGUCUUACGGAAUAUAUUAGCCCCGAAAUUAUACCUGACUUCUUGGGAGGCUCGUGUGAGGUAUAUAUUAACGAAGGAGGACUUGUACCAAAACAUCUUUAUAAAAUGGAUUUAGAGAACACCUCCAAUGAACAAGAGCAAAGCUUAUACCAUUCCAUCAGUCUAAGUCGAGGACAAAUACACCGCAUAGUAAUACAUUCCAAUGAUCCAGGGUCAGUUUUAACUUGGGACUUCGAUGUAAUGCGGCAUAGUGUGAUAUUUACUGUAUUAUAUCAAGCUAAUGAUGAUACUAAGCAUGUAGCUUCUUCAGGUUCAUCAGAGUUUCUAGUGAAUGAAGCCUCUGAAGACAUAGAAACGGAAGAAGUUAAAGGACACUUUGUUAAAGUACAACCCAGCAUUGUUUGCCAUGAUGGUGAAAGUAUCCAAGGAUCUCAUAUAAUGCAAGGGGCAGGAAUAUAUGUAUUGCAGUGGUAUAAUCAAGACGAGUUAGGAGAAUUUCUACCAUCCAUUAGUGGUCAUAAAGCGCAAUUGAUGUACUUUUAUGAGACAUUGCCAUCAGUUCAUUACAGAGGAUCAAUGAUGAGUUUACAAUCUGCAAUAAGUGGAAAGUCAGAAGCAAGUUCGGCUUUAUCCAGAUGACGUGCUGUACAUACGACAUGGCAUUAGUCGACGAAUCACGAAAAGGGAAACAUAGUGUUUUGUUUGUGAUAAAUUUAAUAAUUUAUUUGUGAAUGAUUUCAAAUUACAAUUCACUGUAGGUUAUUUAAAUUUUUAGAUUUUAGUCUCAAUUCUAUAUUUGCGUCAAGCAUAUCACUCUUAAUAUUGUAAGUAGAAAGCACGAUAUUUUAAAUUAAAAGAUAAAUGUAAA